This is a messenger RNA of Parnassius mnemosyne (clouded apollo), 2226 nucleotides long. The record is from the annotation of a GenBank genome assembly. NCBI's taxonomy places the organism in Eukaryota, Metazoa, Arthropoda, Insecta, Lepidoptera, Papilionidae.
AUGAUAGCUGCGGUGAAUGACUUUCUAGAUGACCUGCGUGGCGGCAGAAUGACCGAAUCGCCUAUCGUGAGGGUGGAGCAGGGCGCCCUGCAGGGUCGCGUUGUCAACAGUCCCUCAGGGAAGGCCUUCUACAGUUUCCAGGGUAUCCCCUACGCGAAAGCUCCUCUAGGCUCGCUUCGGUUUAAAGCUCCCCAGCCUCCUGAACCCUGGGAGGAUGUCCGCGACGCCACAUCGGAAGGCAACGUUUGUACUCAAAUAGAACCGUUACUACUCAAACAAUACACGGGAGAUGAGAACUGUCUCUUUCUAAAUAUUUACACUCCAAACCUCGACGGCCAGUUCCUACCAGUGAUGGUGUUCAUUCAUGGUGGCGGAUUCAUGUUCGGUUCAGGCAGCUCUUCCAUGUAUGGUGGUGAUUAUCUAGUCGAAAAGGACGUAGUGGUGGUGACGAUUAAUUACAGAUGCGGGCCUCUCGGUUUCCUUUGCUUAAACACCCCUGAAGUGCCGGGAAACGCUGGUCUAAAAGACAUGGUGCAAGCUAUACGCUGGAUCAAAGAGAACAUUCAGAAUUUCGGUGGCAACCCCGGGAACUUGACGAUAUUCGGCGAGAGCUGUGGUGGGGUUGCCGUUUCAAUGCUCACAGCUAGUCCUUUAACUAAGAACUUGAUCAGCAAAGCGAUCAUUCAGUCCGGGACGGCCUUAAAUAGCUGGGCGUUCCAGAGCCAUCCACUGGACAACGCGAAAGCAUUAGCGAAAGCUCUAGGCUGCGAAUCUGGUGAUGUAGAUGAGAUCCUAGAGUUCCUCUCGACAACACCUGCCAAAGAUAUUGUAGAAGCGACGUCCCUUCAACAGUUUGAAGAAAAUUUCUUCCAAAAAGGUAUUAAUACGUUCGCGCCAGUCAUCGAAAAGGAGUUCCCUGGCGUGGAAGCAGUAUUGACAGAGUCAUUCAUAGAUUUACUAACCUCAGGUCGUGUGGCCGAAGUGCCAAUCAUGAUUGGCUCAACGACCCUCGAGUUUACCAGAGAAAGAACCGCAGAUGACUUGCAGUCGUUCAUCCCGUCGGCUCUGAACUUGGAGAAGGACAGUAGCGAAUCACUGGCUAUCGCUGAACAGAUCAAGAAAUUAUACUUUAAAGGAAACCAUACAGGUGUUGAGAGCUUAACCGAGAGAUUCCAACUGCUGUCAGAUGUCCUGAUGAAUAUAGACACACACAGAUAUAUCCAAUACUUAGUAAAUACCACCAACAAACCCAUAUACUAUUACAAGUUCGAUUACGUGGGUGAGUUGAAUUUGUCCAAAAAACUUGUGGACAGUCUGGAUUUAAAGCACGCAGGUCAUGGGGAUGAGUUGAGUUACCUCUUCAAGAACGACUUCCAGAAGGACGUGGAGCCCACUACGCAGGACACAAAGAUGAGGGAGAGGAUGCUGAGGCUCUGGACUAACUUUGCUAAAGUUGGAAACCCAACCCCGGACGAAAACCAUUACUUGACGGUGACAUGGCUCCCGGUUACAAAGGACAACCUGUACUACUUGAAACUGGGCAAUGAGCUGUCCCUCGAAACUAACCCAGAUAAGGAGAAAAUGGAGUUUUGGGACGAUGUCUACAGCAAAUACUUCAAGAUCUGGGACCACCCGCAUACCAACACCGUAGAAGUACCCACGAAAGUAGAAAUUGUCAAUUACGUUAAACACGAGAGCUCGGGAACUAUCGUUGUGGAAGAAACUACUGUGGAAACCAUGGUUCAGAUUAUCGAACAAACUCAAGAAGAAGUCCAAACAGUUUCAGAAACAGAACCAGAGUCCGUACCAGAACCGCAGUCCGUACCAGAACCACAGCCCGUACCAGAACCACAGCCCGUACCAGAACCACAGCCCGUACCGGAACCAGAAUCCGUACCAGAAAUACAGUCAGUACAGGAAACACAAUCGGUACCAGAAUCACAACCUGUACCAGAACCGCAAAUAGUCCCUGAACCCCAAUCAAAGGCAGUUCCUCCGGUUGUGGUGCAGGCUUCUUCCCACAACGGAGUGAAAGAGUACCAGGUCAACGGAAACUUGGAACAGAGGAAACCUAGAACAUCUAAUGAAAUUAAGAUGGUUCAGCAAAGCAAUGGACAUCCAAAAGAUGUCAUCAGAGCUAACGACCCGCCCGAAGACGAUCUACCCAAAAACAUAGGAGUCAACAAAUUCGUCAAUUUCUUCGAGUCCCUCGGCGGGAAGAAGUGA